UGAAUUGAAUUUAUCCCUUACUAGGUUAAUAAAUGGCUAAAAGGGCUUCCCCGAAAUUUUUCAACACUUGCAAGAAUGACUCUUUCUUCUUUGGGCUCAUUCCCACGGCUAUACCAAAGGCUGGGCCAGUGCUUUGACCACUGUUGCCAGAAUUGCAACAUAAAAUUGAUCCACCUUCUGCAAACAUGCCUUGCUGGGUUAAAGAGUUCAUGUUCCCCAUUCCAGUAAUUCUUCCUCUUCUCAUGACACAGAGCCAUGAACCGCUGGUGAAACCAAAAGUGACUUUUGAAAGGUCAGUCAUUAGAAAAAUUAGAAGGUGAGCAACAAGCACUGCUAUGAAGAACUUGCUGGUCUAUCUUCUACCAUUUCUUCAGUGGACACGCUGUACUUCCCAGAAUGUGUGCGAAGAACCACCUGACAUUGAUUUUGGGGAAAUAAGAAGUGGUGAGAAGGCAGCUUACGUUGAAAGUGACAGAGUGCAAUACAACUGCAACCCUGGAUUUGCAUUGCAAGGCUCCGAGUGGAUAACAUGCAGUGGACAAAAGUGGACACCACCACCAAAAUGCUUGGCACCUUGUAUUGUCACAAAACAACAACUAGAGGCCAAAGACCUGCUUCUGUCUGGGAACCGAGUACGGACACAACUGAUUCAACAUAAUCAUGUGUUGCAGUUCCACUGCAGGGAAGGGCAUGUCCUCACGAUGCCUAUGGACAGGAAGUGUCUUGAUGGGCACAUGGAUUUGCCCUCGUGUAUCUCUGAAAGAGGGAAAAACUGUAGCCGCCCACCUGCUAUUGAGAAUGGAGACAUUAUUACCUUAUCAAAGAAGCAGUACAAGGCUGGCUCUUCAGUUCAGUUCAAAUGCCAAAAAUAUUAUGCUCUGGAAGGAGAUAACAGAACUUUUUGUGAUAAUGGGACUUGGACAAAAGCACCUGUUUGCUUAGAACCCUGUGCAAUCUCUUUGGCUGAAAUGGAAAAUCGGAAGAUAGAAAUUAAAAGGAGGUUGGAUGAAGUCAUAUCUGAAAACAUCUAUGUACCACGUGGUGGUUCUGUUGAGUUCACCUGUAAAAUGGGCUACAUGGUUACAAGAAAUCCUUCACAAUCUGUUUCUGUAAUCCAGUGCAUUGGAGAUUCAAUUGUGUAUCCUGAAUGCAAAGAAAUUGUCUGCUCCCCACCACAAGUAGAAAAUGGCAACUUUCAGCCUAAUCAGAUUCAGUAUGAAUAUCAAGACACAAUCGAAACACAGUGUGAGGCUGGGUAUCAGCUUCAGAGCCACCAAUCCACUUCCACGUGUACAGAGACGGGGUGGUCUCCUCCUCCGAUAUGUAUUCCAAAGGACUGUGGCUAUAUUCGGAUUGAGAAUGGAAAACUAUCUGAUGCCUACGAACGCUGGCCAGACUACUAUUUUCCAAGAAGGGUGGGACAAACACUUGACUAUCGUUGCAGUUCUGGUUUUCUACCAAGAAAUAAAGACACAUGGGGUAGAAGUUCAUGCACCAAAUUGGGCUGGAGUCCAGAACCAAAAUGCUUCAAAAAAUGUGAUAUUCCUAGACAGUUUGCACAUGGUACAUUCAAUGCCCAUACUUGGCAGAAGUUCAUAGAAGGUGAUGAAAUUUCAUUUUCUUGUGAUAAUGGGUAUGAUCCUGCUAAUCAACAAGCUAAAGCCGUGUGCACCAAAAAUGGCUGGUCACCUGCUCCACGUUGUGACAUAAAAAAAACAGAAUUAAUGGAAUGAAGUGGAUGGCCGACAUUUUUAUCCAGCGUUAUGAUCUUCAAAAGUCAUCCAUCACUUAUCCUUAAUGCUUAAUGUUAUCAAAUCAUACUGGCUCCCCCCAAAUAUAUAUAUAUAUUUCCCAGAAAAGAUCAUAGAUCUAAAAUUGGGAACUUACUUCACUGAAGCAACAUCUGCAAUUUUAUCACUGGUAGGGAUAUCAAAUGGUCUGAUCCACUUUGAUAAAAUACAGUUUAAAAUAUGACAAGUUUAAAAUAAACAAAGGGCAAAUAUACCCAAAGAAGCAUUAGUGCAAAAUAUUUGCACACACAUUUCUUGCUGUAGACAUUUGAACUACUUGUGAGGAGUGCAGCCUAAAUAAUGGACUGGUGCAUAAUUGCAACAAAGCUCUUUUUUAAACUACAGCGAUUUUCUGUUCCUUAAAAAAAAAAAAAAACCCAUGCACCAGAAAAAAAUGUUUUAAUCAUUAUAUAAUUAAAAAUAACUUGCAAAAAAGUUUAAUGUUUUGAUUAUAUUAAUAAAGAUGUUGAUACGA
Messenger RNA from Podarcis raffonei (Aeolian wall lizard), 2265 nucleotides. RefSeq names its product complement factor H-like. Lineage: Eukaryota; Metazoa; Chordata; Lepidosauria; Squamata; Lacertidae. The record is from RefSeq and is a predicted model, not a curated record. The transcript has 9 exons. Bases 336 to 1733 code for a protein of 465 amino acids.